CACAUUCCAUAACAUAACAUAUUCAUCAUCACCACCUUCAAAACAAAACAAUGUCUCAUGAAAUUUGCCUAGUACCAUUUUUCGGACAAGGUCAUCUCUUCCCCUGCAUCGAGCUAUGCAAACACUUGGCUUCUAGAAACUUCACCGUCACCCUCUUCAUCUCCUCCACCCUCUCCACCUCUAUCCCUUCUUCCCUCCGCCAACACCCUCUCAUUCAAAUCACUGAAAUCUCAUCACCGCCUUCGCCGGAGCAACCACCUCACCCACACCACGGCCACGACGACCUGGCCCGAGGGCUGGAUGACAUCCUCUCCGACAAAACCCAGCGUCUGGCUCGACCCGUUUGUGCAAUCUUCGACGUCAUGAUGAGCUGGUCCACCGAUAUUUUCAAAAAAUUUGAUAUUCCCACGGUGGCGUUCUUCACCUCCGGCGCUUGCACAUCCGCCGUGGAGCUCGCCACAUGGAAAGACCACACGUUAGACUUAAAACCGGGCGAGACCCGUUUUCUUCCCGGGUUACCCGAAGACAUGGCGCUCACGUCUUCUGACCUUAAACGACGACGUCAUGAUCCCCCACCUCCGCCACCGCCACAUCAUGGCUUUCCUCUACCGCAUGGUGGUCCGGGCCCCGGGAAGAUGGGUCCACCUAAACUAGGGGAACAACCUCCAUGGGUGGAGGAUAUCCGAGAAACAAUGGCGUUGAUGAUCAACACGUGUGAUGAAUUGGAACGUCCAUUUAUCGACUACAUUGCAAACCAUGUCGGAAAACCGGUUUGGGGUGUUGGACCGCUUUUACCCGAGAAGUAUUGGAACUCAGCCGGUUCAGUUAUCCACGAUCGGGAUAUCCGGUCGAACCGACAAUCCAGCGUCACUGAGGAAGAAGUCACCCAAUGGUUAGAUUCAAAGUCACAUGGAUCCGUGUUGUACGUGUCAUUUGGUAGUGAAGUAGGCCCUACGGUGGAGGAGUAUCAGAAUCUAGCUCAAGCACUCGAGACAUCUAAACAACCUUUUAUAUGGGUGCUCCAACCCGGUUCAGGUAGACCGGGUCCUCCGCCGAUUUUUGCUGCCGGUUCAGGAGGUCCAGAAGCAGAAAAAGAUGGAUAUUUUCCUCAUGGGUUGGAUAGUAGAGUUGGGAAUAGAGGUUUGAUUAUACAUGGAUGGGCACCACAAUUGUUGAUACUGAGUCACCCAUCAACGGGUGGAUUCUUAUCCCAUUGUGGAUGGAAUUCAACGGUGGAGGGUAUUGGACGUGGAGUCCCAAUCUUGGCUUGGCCAAUAAGGGGUGAUCAAUACCAUGAUGCUAAGUUGGUGGUGAGUCAUCUUAAGGUGGGUUACAUGGUCACUGAUGAUCUAUCAGAAAAGGUGACCAAGGAUGAUGUUGUUAAGGGAAUAGAGAGGUUGAUGGGUGAUAAAGAGAUGAAGGAAACAGCUGAGAUUCUUAGUGCCAAGUUUCAGAAUGGGUUUCCAAGAAGUUCUGUGGCUGCUUUAGAUGCAUUUAAGGAUUAUGUCCAUAAGAAAUUAUUAGUCUAGGUUCCUCAGCUAAAACUGUAUAUGUUUCUUUAGACAGUGUCCUGAUUCUAGAUACCAUAAAUAAAGCUUUCCUUUUUGGCCACUA
Lotus japonicus is the source of this 1614-nucleotide messenger RNA. Its product is annotated as probable UDP-glucosyl transferase 73B6. The record is from RefSeq and is a predicted model, not a curated record. Gene Ontology annotation, molecular function: UDP-glycosyltransferase activity. The coding region runs from base 51 to 1529 and encodes 492 amino acids. Lineage: Eukaryota; Viridiplantae; Streptophyta; Magnoliopsida; Fabales; Fabaceae. The transcript has a single exon.